CCUGCUCCGCCUUCCCGGAGCGAGAAACCGAAAGAGACGCCUCCCUUUGCGCUCCGCUCGCUCCCUGCUGAAAAUGUCCGGGUUUAGUUUGGAUCUGGGGCCCGCCAAGGAGCCCAUCGGCUUCAUCAAAUUCCUGCAAUGGAUAUUCUCCAUUUUUGCCUUUGCUACCUGUGGCGGAUACAGUGGGCAAACAUCUAUAUUUCUCGUGUGUAAAAGUGCCCCAAAUAUCACAUGGACCCGUGAUUUCUUCUAUCCUUUCAGGUUGAGCAAAAUUUCAUUUGGACCUCUGGACUCACCAGCAAAAUGCAACAAUACUUGGCCCUUGCCCGUGUACUUGGUGGGAGAUUUCGCCUCCUCUGCUGAGUUCUUUGUGACUUUUGCAGUUCUCGUAUUCCUGUACUGCACCGCAGCCUUAAUACUGUAUCUCGGUUACAUGCACUUGUAUCGAGGUGCUGGAAAACUCCCCAUGAUUGACUUCAUCAUUACAGUCAUCAUUUCUUUCCUGUGGCUGGUCAGCACAUCAGCCUGGGCGAAGGCACUUGUUGAUAUCAUAUCGUCCACCGGACCCAACAUAGUUACGGGAACUAAGUAUUGCACCACACAGCCUGGGUUUUGCCAUUUCAAUGAGAUCAGGAGGAUGGGAUCCUUGAAUGUGUCUGUGGUUGUUGGCUUCCUCAACCUGAUUCUGUGGGCUGGCAACGCUUGGUUUGUCUACAAGGAAACUAACCUACAUAAGCCUCCCUCCAGCGCUUCUCCAAACGACACCAGUUCUCCGUCUCCUUCAGGGAUGUGAAGAGUCUGAAAAGGCCUUUGGUAUGGAAAAGCACCUCUCGCCUCAGGAUGAUCCUCGUGGCUGUUACCUUCCCUCUCCUCCCUCCUCCACUGUGUAAUUGUUGUGUGAAAAAUUGAUGGGUUUCCCUUUUGGGUUUCAUGUUUUGUUUUUGCUCCCAUGCCGAGGACAGAACCGAAAGUGACACCAUGCAUGAGGACCAUUACGCUGCAUGAAAGCUUGUUCUCUGCAUUGAAAAAGGGGAUUUUGCUGUCUUGGGUUCGAAAGCUCCACCAUGUUAAUAAAAGAUUGAGUGGGCAGCA
Molecule: messenger RNA, 1092 nt
Organism: Protobothrops mucrosquamatus (brown spotted pit viper)
Lineage: Eukaryota; Metazoa; Chordata; Lepidosauria; Squamata; Viperidae
Product: synaptophysin-like protein 1
Exons: 5
Coding region: 74-793 (239 amino acids)
Cellular component (GO): synaptic vesicle; synaptic vesicle membrane
Source: RefSeq, a predicted model, not a curated record